Molecule: messenger RNA, 4322 nt
Organism: Pseudoliparis swirei
Lineage: Eukaryota; Metazoa; Chordata; Actinopteri; Perciformes; Liparidae
Gene: slc8a2a
Product: solute carrier family 8 member 2a
Exons: 11
Coding region: 1-2745 (914 amino acids)
Biological process (GO): cell communication; sodium ion transmembrane transport; calcium ion import across plasma membrane
Cellular component (GO): postsynapse; sarcolemma; axon
Molecular function (GO): calcium:sodium antiporter activity
Source: RefSeq, a predicted model, not a curated record
AUGGGCGACCUCUCGGUCCACCUCUCCCCGGUCCUCUUCCUCUUCCUCUCCUUCCUCCUCCUGGCCCACCCCUGCGCCUCCAUCACGCCGCAGGUCCUGGAGCGAGCGUCCGCCUCCGAGCAGCCGCAGUCCCUCGCUAACGACACGGGGUCCGGCAAGAAGACCUGUUCGGACACUGUGGUGUGCAGACCCGGUAUCCUGCUGCCGGUUUGGCUUCCGCUCAAGCCCCCGCUCGGAGAGCUGGCAGGCAGGGCCAUAAUCUACUUCCUCUGUCUCAUCUACAUCUUCCUGGGCGUGUCCAUCAUCGCAGACCGCUUCAUGGCGGCCAUAGAAGUCAUCACCUCUCAGGAGAAAGAGGUGAUCAUCACCAAUUCCAAAGGGGAAAGGACAGUAUCCACGGUGAGGGUCUGGAACGAGACAGUCUCCAACCUCACGCUCAUGGCCCUGGGCUCCUCGGCGCCGGAGAUCCUGCUGUCCGUCAUUGAGGUGGUUGGGCAUAACUUUCUCGCAGGGGAGCUCGGCCCGAGCACCAUCGUGGGCAGCGCCGCCUUCAACAUGUUUGUGAUCAUCGGCCUGUGCGUGUGGGUGAUCCCCAACGAUGAGUCUCGUAAGAUCAAACACCUGCGAGUGUUCUUCAUCACGGCUUUCUGGAGUAUUUUCGCCUACAUCUGGCUCUACCUCAUACUAGCCGUCAUCUCUCCUGGCAUUGUAGAGGUGUGGGAGGCCGUGGUGACGCUGCUGUACUUUCCCGUGUGCGUGAUCUUGGCUUGGAUCGCUGACCGCCGCCUGCUAUUCUACAAGUACAUGCACAAGCGUUACCGUGCCGACAAGAGGCACGGCAUCGUGGUGGAAAUGGAAGGUGACCUCGAGCCCAAAGGCAUCGAUGUAAUCAUGGAUAGCAAGCUGUCGGACGGCGGCGCGUGUCCCGUAAACUCGUCCAGCGUCUCUGUGCAGACGGGCACUGAACUAGACCCAAACAAAGAUGAGGUGGUCCGCAUCCUGAAAGACCUGAAGAAGAAACACCCGGACAAAGACCUGGACCAGCUGAUUGAGAUGGCCAACUACUCCGCCCUGGUCCACCAGAAGAAGAGCCGCGCCUUCCACCGGGUCCAGGCGACGCGCUUGAUGAUCGGCGCCGGCAACAUACUGAGGAAACACGCCGCUGAGCACGCACGCCGUUCAGCGGGCCAGGAGGCCGACAAGGCCACGUGCUCGCACAUUUGUUUCGAAAGUGCGCAGUUCCAGUGCACGGAGAACUGCGGCUCCCUGAGCCUCGGAGUGAUCCUCGAGGGUGGCACAGGCCAGAACACUUUCUAUGUGGACUACUAUACAGAGAAUGGGUCCGCCAAUGCCGGGGCCGACUAUGAAGUCAGUGAGGGAACCCUGGUGUUCAAGCCAGGGGAGAGCCACAAAGAUAUUAAGGUGGGCAUCUUGGAUGACGACAUCUUCGAGGAGGACGAGCAUUUCUUCGUGCGUCUCCGGAACUUGAGGCUGGAGGAAGGGGCGGCGGAGGGGACGGGGACCCCACCGAAAGGUCGACUCGCGGAGCCGCUGGUCGCCACCGUCACCAUCUUGGACGACGACCACGCCGGCAUCUUCACCUUUGGCCAGCGCCUGCUGCGCGUGAGCGAGAGCACAGGCAUGCUGGCGGUGACGGUGGUGAGGAACUCGGGCUCCAGGGGCACCGUCGCCAUGCCUUACCGAACGGAGGACGGCAGCGCCAAGGCCGGGGUGGACUACGAGCACGUCGUAGGGGAGCUGAAGUUCAUCAACGAACAGACCAGUCAGAUUCUACAGGUGCGCAUUAUAAAUGUGGAGGAGUACGAGAAGCAGGAAAACUUCUUCAUUGUGCUCGAGGACCCCAAAUGGCUGAAGCGAAGGCUCUCCGGCAACCCCACCCUGGAGGAGGCGGAGGCCCGGAGGAUCUCGGAGAUGGGCAAACCCAUUCUAGGGGAGCACAGCAGGCUGGAGGUCGUCAUAGAGGCGUCCUGUGAGUUUAAGGAAACAGUGGACAAACUCCUGACGGACACGAACCUGGCAAUGGUGCUCGGCACUCAUUCGUGGAGAGAGCAGUUCAUUGGAGCGGUCACAGUCAGCGCAGGAGACGAGGACGAGGGACAGGAGCAGCGAUUGCCCAACUGCUUCGACUAUUUCAUGCACAUAUUGUGCAUUUUCUGGAAGAUUCUGUUCGCCUUCGUCCCUCCCACAGAGUACUGGAACGGCUGGGCGUGCUUCAUAGUGUCAAUCUCUGUCAUUGGUUUUUUAACAGCCAUUAUUGGAGACCUAGCGUCUCAUUUUGGCUGCACCGUCGGCCUGAGGGACACCGUCACUGCGGUGCUCUUUGUAGCUCUGGGGACUUCAGUUCCUGAUACCUUUGCCAGUAAAGUGGCUGCCACUCAGGACCAGUAUGCGGAUGCAUGUGUGGGGAAUGUGACAGGAAGCAACGCGGUCAAUGUGUUUUUGGGCAUUGGGUUGGCCUGGUCCAUCGCUGCUAUAUAUUGGCAAGUUAAAGGUAAGGUAUUCCGCGUUGACCCUGGCUCACUGGCCUUCUCCAUCACACUCUUCACCAUCUUUGCCUUCUUCGCCAUGGGGGUGCUGAUGCUACGCCGGAGGCCGUCCAUAGGUGGCGAACUGGGCGGCCCACGGAUCUACAAAGUCCUCACUUCGCUGUUCCUCUUCGGACUCUGGUUCCUCUACGUCCUCUUCUCCAGCUUGGAGGCCUACUGCCAUAUAAAGGGCUUCUGAGAGCGCACAGCUGGGGAGAGUUAUGACUGAACAAUAAAAAACUAAAAACACACACCACUGGGACCUUCACCUGUGCAGUUCGGUUCCAGUGACUUACCACUGAGAAGACUCACUUGACAAACUGCUGCCAUGGCUCUGAAAACAAUUAAUAUAUAUAUAUAUAUAUAUAUAUAUAUAGAGAAAAACACACCAGCGACUCGCACAUGCAAAAGUCUGUACGUCUCCCCCACCACAGGACAGUUCCAGUCAGCAGAAUCUUUGGACUAAAUAACAUGCAGUGACUGUUUUUAAUGAAGGAGAGUGGAGCAAGUCAGCGCGUACGUACUCUGUGGAGUCACUGGAUUUUGCUUGAUUCUAGCAUGAUGGCUGAAGGUUCAUAACCUGGUUUGGUCUUCCCUUCUCCUCACGCUCAUAGAGGCCGGAUCAGAGUAGACGGCCUGACCCGGUAUUAGAUGAAGAAAAAAAUGACAGCUGCUGUUACACAGAUGUGCAAUGUAAGUGUGUCGCCACGCUUAUACCAUGGCCACUUGUCCAAGUGUGUUUGUCAGUAAGCAUUAAACCACAAUAAGGUCUAUUCGCUCAAAGCUAAAAGUGCCGUUGCUAUGGUUACCUUCAGUUUGUGCGCACAGAUUUAGAGCAAAGGUAAUAAAACUAUGGGGUCAGAUCAGUCUCAAUAAUGGCAAAUGCACACAGAGAGACUCACAAAUGCAAACAUACAGAUUCACAAAUGCGCACAGAACAAUUCACAAAUAUAUUCGAUUUACAAAUGCACGCAGAAUGAUUUACAAAUACAUUCCAAUGCACACAUAAAUAAAUUAUAAUUUGUUUGUUUGUGGAUCGCUACACAUUUGUGCAUGGGUUUUUGAGACUCCCCUGCUGUGGCUCAAUCCACACAAGAAUAAUAUCAUAUAACAUCGUGGAAUGUAUUUGUGAAUUGUUCUGCGUGCAUUUUUUUAAAUGAAUAUAUUUGUGAAUUGGUUUCCUGUGCGCAUUUGUGAAUCUGUAUGUUUGCAUUUGUGAGUCUCUCUGUGUGCAUUUGCAAUUAUUGAUACUGAUCUGACCCCAUACAAAACUGUUGGCUGGAAGCGUUUGUGUUUUCUUGGUGUAUAACUUUGAAUGGACCAAUUAGCCAAUCAUAAGAGUUUUCUUUGGGCACGGUACGUGAGCACAUUCCGCUUACAAUCUACAGUUUGUGGAGAUAAGCUGCUGUUGUGUAAUUAUCUCACACUGAUAAAUUGUUUUUCUCUGUUGAGUUAUGUGACGCGAGGGAUUGUUUAGUCUAAUUUAAUGCACCUACUGAGUCGAAUCUCACGUAUUGAUAAUAGUCAGCGAUCAGAAAUGCAAUAACCCUAUAUUGGAACAUAUAAUUUAUAAAGAAUUACACAGGCAAUGAAUUUCUAAUAAGCCGUGGAAUGAAACAAAUAAUGUACCUGGUAUCUGCCAUUGAGUGUGAUUAUUUGAAAGUGAUGAUUCAUUCACCCCUGAAAUUGUAACUGUGUAUUUAUCGAUGGUGUCAUUGUAAUUGAAUGUAUUUGAGCUGAUAUGAACAAAAAUACAUUGUAAUUUCUUGCAAGCUG